GACAUGCCCGCGCCGCCGUGAUGGUUCAGGUUCAGGUUCUCGGUUGUUCCCACGUCAGCAGCUCCGCCAAUUUAAUUGAAAUUCAUUCUUUUCGGUGUUUUUUAGUAUCGAUUCUUCAUCCCUUUCGGACGUGCCUCCCUUUCGUCCCGCCGCUCCAACAACUCAUCCACCGGUUGUCGAUUCCGUCAGUCCGUGUCGCGCAAUCGUGUAUGAUAGUAACAGCACAUUAGCUUGUGCUGGGCUGGGCUGUCAUUGUUGUCGCAUUACUGUACAGUAUAGAGUACCUACCUCGAUACUACCGUGUCGUCCCAUCCCAAGAGUUACGAAACACGGAACUGCCUCGUCCGAUCUCGACCAACGAACUACUACUGAUUUGCGACCGACCGACCAUUACGCCACUGUUGCGCAGGGUACAGCGUUUCACACAACUAAAUCCGAAACACGCGCCAUGACUCUCGGCAACAACCCGGCCGACGGCGGCGGCGGCGGCUGUGGCUCUUCUUCGUCGUCGUUGUCGUUCAAAGUACCUCGAGUUCCCUCCUCCGCCAUCACAACAACGGCAGCUACAGCAGUUUUGGCCGCUGCAUUCAUCCCGAUGGCGUCCGGUCACGACCACCACGAAGAUCAGAUCCCCGAGGGCGCGACCAUCUCGGUCGAGCCACUUGAUACGACACUAUGGCUUCACAUUUUUCUGCAGACGUUUGUCUUUGGUAUCCUGUUUCCCACGGGCAUGGUGUUGGGGAUCGUCAAAAGCCGCUGGCACGUCCCUCUGCAAGUCCUCGCGACCGCCCUCGCCCUCCUCGGAUACGCACUCGGCCACCUGCACAAGGGCAGACAAUUUGUCUCCAACAAUGUCCACGCCAGCUUCGCCAACAUUCUGUUUCUUAUGAUGCUCGCCCAGGUCGUCCUCGGCGUCUACCUCAAGCUGCACCUCGAAAAGGGCUUCCAAGGCCGCAUCCGCCCCUUCUUCCGCAUCCUCCACAGCAUCAACGGCAAGGCCUUCCCUCUCGCCGCCUGGGUCCAGAUGGUGUUUGGCGGAAUCACCGCUCUCGGCUUCUGCCAGGGCGACCACCUCGGCCAGUGCCUGGCCCACUUUAUCAUGGGCAGCGCCUUUAUCGCCUACGGUGUUCUCUUGACUAUUGUCCUUUUGGUCGGUCAACUGUGGUUGCGCCGCACGGGCCGUAGCCAGGAAUUCUUCGACAGCGCCGUCAUUGCCGCCUGGGGCUGCGUCAACACUUUCACCGAACACCGCUGGGGCACGGCCUGGGUCCGCAACGAUUGGCAGCACACUACGAUGGGCGUGAUCUGGUGGGCUGCUGGUCUGGCUGGUAUUUGGCUUAGCAAGAACCGAGAUGGCACGCCCAAGCGAAACUUUAUCCCGGGGUUUGUCUUGUUGAUGACGGGCUGGGCCAUGUCUGCGCACCCGCAGGAACUCAUGAUUAGCGCCAUGACGCACAAGAUGUUUGGGUAUAGUCUUAUGGGCGCCGGUCUGACGCGGAUUAUUGAGAUUUCGUUUAUUCUCAAGGAUAAGCCGGCUGUGUCGGACCAGGGCUACGAGACGCACAGUUUUCAAUAUGUUCCUGUUUUUCUCCUCUACGCAUCCGGCUUCCUCUUCAUGAGCGCCACCGAAGAGCAAAUGGCUCUCGUCGCCGGCUCGGGAAUCGACCACGUUGCUUACGUCCUCAUCAUUUAUUCUAUGGCCUUUAUUCUUUUCCUCUUUGUCAACAUCCUCAUUCAUCUGUACGACCGCGGUGCCAAUGCCGAUGGCCUCAACACGAAUACCUCUACACAGCAUGGAAACGGCGCGAUCCGGUUGAAUGGACGGGUUACUAGCGCUACCACCAACACCCAGACUCAGCAGCAGCAGUUGCGUGAUGCAGGCGAGUUUGAGUUGGAGGGGUUGAUGAGUGAUGAGGAAGAUGAUGAUGAGGUUGCGGCGAGGAGGAAUUUGUUGAAGAAUGAGGGGGAGGGGGUGGGGAUUGCUAGUCCUGGUACGGCGGCGAGGAGGUAGUGCCCGGUUGGGGAUAGGAAAACUGG
This is a messenger RNA of Neurospora hispaniola, 2037 nucleotides long. RefSeq lists its product as uncharacterized. Lineage: Eukaryota; Fungi; Ascomycota; Sordariomycetes; Sordariales; Sordariaceae. Bases 449 to 2011 code for a protein of 520 amino acids. The record is from RefSeq and is a predicted model, not a curated record. The transcript is spliced from 3 exons.